Phyllotreta striolata is the source of this 910-nucleotide messenger RNA. The record is from the annotation of a GenBank genome assembly. Lineage: Eukaryota; Metazoa; Arthropoda; Insecta; Coleoptera; Chrysomelidae.
UGAAACCCUAUAACCUACACCAACCUAAACGUGUCGUUGACUGAAUAUAGUGUUUCUUGUAACAAUUUAGAAAGGUUAUCAACAUACGUACUGUUAAAAUGCAGAAUGUUAACGAAAAAAUGGCAUUGUUGGACAACAAAAGUACAACUAAUGGUUUGACAACGUUUUUUGCGGUAAUUUGUAUUGUAGAUGUUUUCGGUGUAUUCCCGGUGGUUACAUUACCAAAAGCUGUAAUUGAUUGUGGCUUUUAUGGAUUUUUCGUUGUAACUUUGACAUGUUUGACCCAGAUUUAUACAGCGUCGCUAUUAGGAAGAUGCUGGGUUAUAGCCGAAGAAAUAGAACCGUCAAUUAAAUAUAAAAAUCGUUAUCCUUAUGCAGCUCUAACUGAAAUAUCCUAUGGGAAGAAAAUGGCCAGUUUUGUUACAUUUUUAUUAGAUUUGACAAUAUUUGGAGGCGGUAUACCAAAUUUGAUAGUUGCUUCACAGAAUUUACAACUUCUGGGCUUAAGAGCAAGUGAUGGAUCUGUAAACAUAUCAUUUUGUUUAUGGAUCAUAGUAGUAGGUUCUGUCCUGUGUCCUGUACUUUGGCUGGGAAGCCCGAAGGAUAUGAAAUUAUUGUGCUCAUUAUCAGUAGGUAUAGUUAUAACGGUUUUCCUACUCAUUAACGGAUGCAUUUUACUAAGCACAAGUGAUCCGAGCACAGAAAUUUUGGAAAAUAAUUCAACACCUGUAUGGAAAAACGUGUUAAAGGCGUAUGGUAUAAUAGCAUUUCAAUUUGACAUACAUCCUUCUAUUUUGACUAUACAAGUCGAUAUGUUGGCGAAAUCUCGUUUAACAAGAGCUAUACUGGCAGGAUUUUCUGGUAAAUUUUAAUUGCAACAUUCCUGCUCAAUAAAUAGCACCAAUACAUU